Messenger RNA from Vicia faba (fava bean), 1950 nucleotides. NCBI's taxonomy places the organism in Eukaryota, Viridiplantae, Streptophyta, Magnoliopsida, Fabales, Fabaceae. The record is from the annotation of a GenBank genome assembly.
AUGCAUCAAUCGGAUCAGAGAGAGAGGAAAGCCGUGAAAUCGGGUGGUGAUGGAAUCACUGUAAGUUCCGAACAACAACAACGUUUGUGUUCUGUCUUGCUUCCAUUCUCCUAUGUCGGAUUUGUAAGUACCAGAGUUCAUAUAUCAAGUCAACUCAUGAUUGUUCAAAUGGGUCAACAAGUUUUCUCCUUGAUUCAUCUUGAAAGAAAGAAACUCUUAUGCCUUAUUAUAAUCAUUACCUUUGCACUCGUUCUAGCAUUCCAAUAUUUUGAGCUUCCUUAUGGUACUAACAUUCUAGCACAACCCUCUAAAUUCUCUAGUGAAAAAACAUCAACAUUAUCAAAUACUAGUAUAAUUCAUCAUCAACCUGCCGAUUCACCUUCUGCAUCUGAAAUAUUUGACAAUGUUACCCUGAAUCAAACAUAUUCACAACAUCCUUUUGAGAAAGUUAAUGAAACUAGGCUGUAUGAGAAAAAUGACACUGUGUCAAGACCUGUUGUUAUAGGUGUGAAUUUGACAAGAGAGUUCAAUAAUUCUCCUUCUCCUAGUCCUGCUCCUGCGAUUGUGCCAACAUAUUUAACUCCUAACCCUGCAAUUGCGCCAACUAAAAUGCUAUCAAAUGAUUCUGAAAUUGCUGAUUCUAUGAAUGAUGAGAGGUUCAAGCCAUUACAAGAUGAUGUUGUCAAUGUAAUUACCAGCAACCAGUCUUCUAUCACAAGUUUUCCUGUAAAAGUUCUAGAGACGAUGUCGAUUUCCGAAAUGGACAAGUUAUUGCUUCAAAACUAUGCUUCGUAUCGAUCCAUGAGGCCAAGAUGGUCUUCAGAGGUUGAUCAAGAGCUACUACAAGCUAGAUUCGAGAUUGAAAAUGCACCCGUUGUAACUGAUCUUGGAAACCUUUAUGCUCCCCUUUUCCGCAAUGUUUCCAUGUUUAAGAGGAGCUAUGAAUUGAUGGAAAAGACUCUCAAAGUGUAUGUAUACAGAGAAGGGUCUAAGCCGAUAAUGCAUUCGCCAUAUCUGUUGGGAAUUUAUGCUUCUGAGGGGUGGUUCAUGAGGCUGAUGGAAGCUAAUAAAGCAUUUCUUACUAAAGACGCGAAGAAGGCACACCUGUUUUACUUGCCUUUCAGUUCUCGAAUGCUUGAGGAAACAUUGUACGAUCAGAACUCACAUAGUCACAGGAAUCUAAGGCAGUAUCUGAAUAACUAUGUAGACACGAUUGCUGGAAAGCAUCGGUUCUGGAACAGAACGGGUGGUGCUGAUCAUUUUCUUGUUGCUUGCCAUGAUUGGGCACCUUCAGAAACAAAGCAGCGUAUGGCAAAGUGCAUAAGAUCUCUAUGCAAUGCCGAUGUCAAAGAAGGUUUCAUGUUAGGGAAAGACGUGUCACUUCCCGAAACAUACGUCCGCAAUGCUCAGAAUCCGACCAGAGACCUUGGUGGAAAACCACUUUCAAGGAGAAAAACUCUCGCCUUUUUCGCAGGCGGUAUGCACGGUUACGUCCGUCCGGUUCUUCUACAGCACUGGGAAAACAAAGAUCCUGACAUGAAAAUCUUCGGUAUGAUGCCAAAGUCAAAAGGAAACAGAAACUACAUCCAGUACAUGAAAAGUAGCAGGUAUUGUAUUUGUCCAAAGGGUUAUGAAGUUAACAGUCCAAGAGUUGUCGAGGCUAUUGUCUACGAAUGUGUUCCGGUUAUUAUAUCGGACAAUUUCGUGCCGCCUUUUUUCGAGGUUUUGAAUUGGGAAUCAUUUGCUGUAUUUGUUUUGGAGAAGGACAUUCCAAAUUUGAAGAGUAUUCUUGUUUCCAUUCCAAAAAAGAGGUAUCUUCAAAUGCAGUUGAGAGUGAAGAAAGUGCAACAGCAUUUUCUUUGGCAUAGGAGUCCUGUUAAGUAUGAUAUAUUUCAUAUGAUACUUCAUUCCGUUUGGUACAAUAGAGUCUUCACUGCAAGAAUUAGAUAA